Messenger RNA from Mugil cephalus (flathead mullet), 1143 nucleotides. RefSeq names its product ADP ribosylation factor like GTPase 3, like 1 (gene arl3l1). NCBI's taxonomy places the organism in Eukaryota, Metazoa, Chordata, Actinopteri, Mugiliformes, Mugilidae. Gene Ontology annotation, cellular component: microtubule cytoskeleton; cytoplasm. Gene Ontology annotation, molecular function: GTPase activity; GTP binding. The transcript has 6 exons. Gene Ontology annotation, biological process: cilium assembly. The coding region runs from base 239 to 802 and encodes 187 amino acids. The record is from RefSeq and is a predicted model, not a curated record.
AACUCUACACUGACACUGAGGAGCAAUUGGCGGCCAGGUAGACGUUACCAACACAUACACACACACAGAGAACUUAACCCACUCAAGUUUAACGGGAAGAACGAGAGAAAAGGCGGAGGUGAAGGCACCCUUUCUGGACAGCUCACCCGGGCCACCUGGAUAGCUAACACACCUGUGUGCGCUUCACUGGAGAAUGUAGCUGCAGUCCUCCAGCCAAGCCACAGGAAACACCAUCAACAUGGGAGAAGCUCAAAAGGGCUUACUCUCUGUCAUAGAGAAGCUGAAGGGAUCCACAGAGCAGGAGGUCAGGAUAGUACUCCUGGGCCUGGACAACGCCGGAAAGACCACCCUGCUGAAAAGCCUCGCCUCUGAAGAUGUCAACACUAUCACUCCGACGCAGGGCUUUAAUAUAAAGAGUGUAGCCUCUCAUGGUAUGAAACUCAACGUUUGGGACAUUGGAGGACAGAGGAAGAUCAGACCCUUCUGGAAAAAGUACCUGGAGCACACUGACCUGCUGAUUUACGUUAUUGACAGCGCAGACAAGAAGCGGUUUGAGGAGACGGGACUGGAGCUGUCUGAGCUGAUCGACGAGGAGAAUUUAAAGGGCGUUCCCGUGCUCAUCUUCGCCAACAAGCAGGAUCUGGCCACGGCGUCGCCCGCCAGCGAGAUCGCUGAAGGGCUCAACUUGCAUACGUACAGAGACCGCGAGUGGCAGAUUCAGGCCUGCUCAGCCGUGUCCGGGGAGGGCGUCCAGGAUGGCAUGAACUGGAUUUGCAACAACAUCGUGAACAGAAAGAAGUGAACGGGCGUCCCAGACGACGGAGUCAAACUGAAAGUGAAAACUGGCACCACAUGAGGAUUGAGAAAAAAAAGAAAAGAAAGAAAAAUUCAUUUAAUCAGCCGACCUGACAGAUUCAGCUCCCCUCACCGAUUUGGUUUUUGCAAUUUGCGCCUUUUUGACGAACAUUUUUUCAAAUGUAGCUAAUGUAAAGAAGCAUUUUAGCUACGAUAAGUAAAGUAGGUAUUUAUUAAUUAUUGUCCUGUCCCCAAAAAUAAAUGUGUGUUGUGGUUCAUUUUCCUCCCAAGAGUCUUCGUCUGGUGAAUCUUUGUGAUUUCUGAAACACGGAGGAAAAUAAUAAUAAU